Molecule: messenger RNA, 1710 nt
Organism: Coniosporium apollinis CBS 100218
Lineage: Eukaryota; Fungi; Ascomycota; Dothideomycetes
Exons: 2
Coding region: 1-1710 (569 amino acids)
Biological process (GO): lipid metabolic process
Cellular component (GO): membrane
Molecular function (GO): oxidoreductase activity, acting on paired donors, with oxidation of a pair of donors resulting in the reduction of molecular oxygen to two molecules of water
Source: RefSeq, a predicted model, not a curated record
AUGGCCUCCUUUUCAGCUUCGACCGCCCGCAAGGACGCGGUCCUUGCUAGACGUCAAAUAGAAGGCUUGAUCGCAGAAGGCCGCUCCAUAUUCAUAGUGGACGGCAAGGUUUUCAAGGCGGAUGCAUGGCUCGAUUUUCACCCUGGUGGACCUAAAGCUAUCUCGCAUAUGGUGGGCAGAGAUGCUACCGACGAGGUCAAGGCUCUUCACUCCCCAGAGGCUCUUGCCCGCAUGAGCAACUACCAGAUCGGCCGUAUCGAGGGUCGUUGGACCAACUUCCUCCCUCCGAUCCAGGGUGGGAAAUUCCGUGUCUAUCUGGAUCCCGAGACCACGGACGCACUUUGGGCAGGGAAGAAUCUCGAGCAAGACUCGUCGAGCGAAGGAACCUCUACGGAGCCGUCACCAAUCUUCGAGCCCGCAGAUGGAGCGUCAGGCUUGCGCCAGCGGCAUCUGGGCGACACUACUAGAACUCGGGCGUCCUCAACCACCUCCAUCUCCUCCGUCGAGCUCUCUGAAGUUGGGAGCCCAACCAAAGUUUCCCCCAUGGAUCGUAAGACCCAGGAGGAGAUCGAGCUCGAUCUAUCUAGAUAUCCGUCUCUCGACGCAAAGGUCCAGGACGAGAUUGUGCAAAAGUACCGCCUACUGAACGAACGCAUCAGAGCCGAAGGUCUCUACCAGUGCAACUACAGCGCCUACGCGUACGAGCUAUGUAGAUACACCCUCCUGUUCUCCCUCUUCCUGGUCUUCCUCCGCAGGGGCUGGUACUGCACCAGCGCCGUCUUCCUCGGCAUGUUCUGGCACCAACUCGUCUUCACGGCCCACGACGCAGGGCACAUGGGCAUCACCCAUGAUUUCACAAAGGACACUAUCAUCGGAAUCGUCGUGGCAGACUUCAUCGGCGGCCUCAGCCUGGGCUGGUGGAAGCGCAGCCACAACGUGCACCACAUCGUCACUAACUCCCCCGAGCACGACCCAGACAUCGAGCUCAUGCCCUUCUUCGCGCUCUCGCACCGCUUCUUCGAGUCCCUCAACUCGACCUACUACGACUUCAACAUGACCUACGACGCGGCCGCCAAGUUCCUCGUGCAAUACCAAAGCUACCUCUACUACCCGAUCCUGUGCCUCGGCCGCUUCAAUCUCUACCGCCUUUCCUGGCUCUACCUCUUCGGCGGGCAAGCGAUCCGCAAGGGCCCCGCGUGGUGGACGCGCUGGUUCGAGAUCGCGGGCCAGCUCUUCUUCUGGAGCUGGUUCGGGUACGGGGUGCUCUACUGCAGCAUCCCGACGUGGACGGCGCGCGUCGCCUUCGUCCUGAUCAGCCACAUUGUCACCGCGCCGCUGCACGUGCAGAUCACGCUGAGCCACUACGCCAUGAGCACCGCGGACCUAGGCACGCAUGAGAGCUUCCCGCAGAAGAUGCUCAGGACCACCAUGGACGUCGAGUGUCCCCAGUGGCUCGACUUCUUCCAUGGCGGGCUCCAGUUCCAGGCGAUCCAUCACCUGUAUCCGAGGAUUCCGAGGCAUAAUCUUAGGAGGACGCAGAAGCUUGUACAGCAGUUUUGCGAUGAGGUCAGCAUACCGUACGCGCUGUAUGGCUUUGUGGAGGGCAACAAGGAGGUUAUUGGACGGCUUGGUGAGGUCACGAGACAGGCGGCCAUUCUGGCGGAGUGCCAGAGGGCGAUUGUCCAGAGCGGAGACUUUGGAAUGCAUUGA